GAACACAACUCCAACAUGAGUCACUGUGAUGAGAGAGAGAUGGACUGGAAAGAGAAAGAAGAGUAUGGUGCAGGACCCAGCUGUGUGUCAAUGAAGAGUGACCAGUCCAUGGUGUUCCCUACUAAUUUCAGUGAUGGAGCAGUGACCUCUGACCCCAGAUCUGUGCCGUCCUCUACAUUCCAGUAUCAGACGCACAUCAGGGAGGAUAAAACUGAAGCAGUCAUGCAGAAACACACACAAGACACUGGAGACCUGCAGAGAUUCAAAGACCAGCACAAAACUAGAAUGAAGAACAAGUAUGAGAGAUUGUUUGAAGGGAUGAAACUCCAAGAGAACAAAACCCUCCUGAACAGGAUCUACACACAGCUCUACAUCAUAGAGGGAGAGAGUGAAGGAGUGAAUGAAGAACAUGAGGUUUUACAGAUGGAGAAAACAGCCAGAACAAAACACUCACAAGACACUCCAAUCUACUGCAAUGACAUCUUUAAAGCCUCACCUGAACCAGGAUGUGAGGAGAAAGACCAAAUCAAGACUGUUCUUACUAAAGGCAUCGCUGGAAUCGGAAAAACCGUCUCUGUGCAGAAGUUCAUUCUGGACUGGGCCGAGGGAAAAGACAAUCAGGAUGUAGAUUUCAUGUUUGUGCUUCCAUUUCGAGAGCUGAACUUGAUCCGAGAUCAUCAGUACAGUCUUCACAGACUUCUGCUGGACUUUCAUCCUGAACUUCAAGAUCUGGACUCAAAGAUUUAUGAGGAGUGUAAAGUUGUGUUCAUCUUUGAUGGUCUGGAUGAAAGCAGAAUCACACUGAUGUUUUCAGAUGAUCAGAAAGUUUGUGAUGUGACUGAGACUUCAUCAGUGGGUGUGUUGAUGUCAAACCUCAUGAAAGGAGAGCUGCUUCCCUCUGCUCUCAUCUGGAUCACCUCCAGACCAGCAGCAGCCAAUCAGAUCCCCUCCAAAUACAUCAACCGUCUGACAGAAAUUCAGGGAUUCAAUGAGUCUCAGAAGGAGGAAUAUUUCAGGAAGAGAAUCAGUGACCAGCAUCAAGCCAGCAGAAUCAUCUCACACAUCAGAAGAGCAAGAAGCCUCCACAUCAUGUGCCACAUCCCCGUCUUCUGCUGGAUCUCAUCCACUGUGCUUCAGAAGCUCCUGAAAGAAGAUCUGAGUGCAGAAAUCCCUCAAACUCUGACUGAAAUGUACAUCCACUUCCUGCUGAUUCAGAUCAACAUGAGGAAUCAGAAGUAUGAAGAGAGAGAUCCAGAGAAACUCCUGCAGUCCAACAGAGAAGUGAUUGUGAAACUUGCUGAAGUGGCUUUCAAACAGCUGAUGAAGGGCAAUGUGAUGUUCUAUGAGGGGGACCUGAUUGAGAGCGGCAUAGACAUCACUGACGCCUCAGUGUAUUCUGGGAUUUGCACUGAGAUCUUUAAGGAGGAAUCAGUGAUUCAUCAGAGGAAAGUCUACAGCUUCAUUCAUCUGAGCGUUCAGGAGUUUCUCGCUGCUUUCUAUUCAUUUUGUCAUUUUGGAAUGAUACGCAUUGAUACAUUGCAGUUUUGUGAUGUGAUACAUAAUCUGCAUAGAGAUGCAGUAGAUAAAGCCCUUAAGAGUGAGAAUGGCCAUCUGGAUCUGUUCCUGCGGUUCCUGCUGGGCGUCUCACUGGAGUCCAAUCAGAGACUCUUACAGGAUCUACUGACACACACAGAGAACAGCUCAGAGAGCAUCAGGAGAACCACACAGUACAUUAAAGAGAAGAUCAAAGAUGGACAUGGACUCUCCACUGAAAGAUCCAUCAAUCUGUUCCUCUGUCUGCUGGAAGUGAAAGAUCAGACUCUGUCCAGAGAGAUUCAGGAGUUUGUGAAAUCAGACAAACACUCAGAGAAGAAACUCUCUCCUGCUCACUGCUCAACAAUCGCCUACAUGCUUCAGAUGUCAGAGGAGGUGCUGGAUGAGCUGGACCUCAAGAAAUACAACACAUCAGAUGAGGGGAGAAGAAGACUGAUACCAGCUGUGAUCAACUGCAGAAAAGCUCUUCUUGCUGGCUGUAAUCUCACUGCUCAGGAUUGUGAAAUUGUAUCAUCAGCUCUACAAUCCUCAAACUCUGUUCUGAGAGAACUGGAUCUGAGUAACAAUGACCUGCAGGACUCUGGUGUGAAGAUUAUUUCUGAUGGACUGAAGAGUCAAAACUGUCAGCUGGAGAUACUGAGUUUGUCUGGCUGUAUGGUGACAGAAGAAGGCUGUGGUUAUUUGUCUUCAGCUCUGAGUUCAAACCCCUCACACCUGAGAGAGCUGGAUCUGAGCUACAAUUACCCAGGACAAUCAGGAGUCCAGCUGCUCAAACACAAACUGGACGAUCCAAAAUAUAAACUGCAGAUACUCAAUCUUGCUGGUUGUAAUCUCACUGUUCAGGAUUGUGAAAUAGUAUCAUCAGCUCUACAAUCCUCAAACUCUGUUCUGAUAGAGCUGGAUCUGAGUAACAAUGACCUGCAGGACUCUGGUGUGAAGAUUAUUUCUGAUGGACUGAAGAGUCAAAACUGUCAGCUGGAGAUACUGAGAUUGUCUGGCUGUAUGGUGACAGAAGAAGGCUGUGGUUAUUUGUCUUCAGCUCUGAGUUCAAACCCCUCACACCUGAGAGAGCUGGAUCUGAGCUACAAUCACCCAGGACAAUCAGGAGUCCAGCUGCUCAAACACAAACUGGACGAUCCAAAAUAUAAACUGCAGAUACUCAAUUUUGACUAUGGAGGACAUUUCAGAAUCAAACCAGGACUGAGAAAAUAUGCCUGUGAUCUCACACUGGAUCCAGACACAGCACACACUCAACUCAUCCUGUUUGAAGGGAACAAAAAAACAACAUGUAUAAAAGAUUGUCAGCCGUAUCCUGAUCAUCCAGACAGAUCUGAUGACCGGGAACAGAUCCUGUGUGGAGAGAGUCUGACUGGACGCUGUUACUGGGAGGUUAAAUGGGAAGGCUCAGGUAAUGUAGCGAUUACAUAUAAAGACAUCAGCAGGAAAAGUGGAAUUAACAGUUCGUUUGGAUUCAAUGAAAAGUCCUGGAGUCUAAAUUGUUCUGAUAUGAAUUAUACUGUCUGGUACAAUAAUAACAACACUGAUGUAUCUGACCUGUCAACCCGCUCUAAUAGAGUAGGAGUGUAUCUGGACUGUCCGUCCGGCAUUCUGUCCUUCUACAGCGUCUCUGACACACACACACUCACACACAUUUACACAUUCAACACCACAUUCACUGAACCCCUCUAUGCUGGAUUUGUGUUUUAUCCUGAUUCUUCAGUGUCUCUGUGUCAGAUUUAACAACCUCGUGUG
Molecule: messenger RNA, 3306 nt
Organism: Labeo rohita (rohu)
Lineage: Eukaryota; Metazoa; Chordata; Actinopteri; Cypriniformes; Cyprinidae
Product: NACHT, LRR and PYD domains-containing protein 12
Exons: 8
Coding region: 16-3294 (1092 amino acids)
Molecular function (GO): protein binding
Source: RefSeq, a predicted model, not a curated record